Molecule: messenger RNA, 7062 nt
Organism: Podarcis lilfordi (Lilford's wall lizard)
Lineage: Eukaryota; Metazoa; Chordata; Lepidosauria; Squamata; Lacertidae
Source: the annotation of a GenBank genome assembly
AUGGCGGGCAGCCGGCGAGCGUGUCAAAGGGGCGGGGUUGGAGGGAGUGACGUCAUCUUCCGGAGGCGGCCGGCAAGGAGCUUUCCCGACUCGGGUGGGGACUUGGAGUGGCUUGUUUUGGAGAGGAAGCGGCAGCUGCGGCGUCGUCAGAGGCAGCUCUGGCCGGAAGCGGGGACUGGCAGGCGAGACUACGAGGGUCUCUUUGUGAGUCGGGGGAGCUUUAAAUGGAGGAGAGGGUCCAGGGGGUGGGAAAGAGGGGAGGGAGAGGAGGACUCAAUGAAAUCAAUGGACAUCACUAACUUAGGGCUAUUUGGUUCAAUGGGUCUCCUCUUGAGCGGGUCUUGGAUGCAACUCGUGGCGUUUCAGAAGAUUUUGCUUCCAUAAUUCGCUAGUCUAUUUACAUCUUCACUUUGGAUACUACAGUACUUUUCCUCUUACACAAGAGCAAUGGGUUUGCACAAUAAUAAUAAUGUGUUUGUGGGAGCCUUGUUACUGGGUUGUUUCCCACCCCCCCAAAAAAAAUAUUGAUUUUCCAAAAAUGUUAAACAAACAUAAAUCUCAAUCGUAUUUAAAACAAUUUUAGUGACAUUGUUAAGUGACUUCCUUGAAUCCUCCUAGUUGAAUUUCAGUGUGUAUCAUUUUAACAGUUUUCCAAAACCAAUUUUCUCAUAAAAUUAACUUAAUCACUUAACAUCUUUCUUUCUUUCUAUUUUAGCUUUAGAUAUAUUAAUUCCUAACAUUACAUAUUUAAAGCCUAUCUAAUAUUUGCAAGCUUUUCCAAUUAAGUUAUCUUAACAUAUUUAACUAAAUAGUCUUUGAAUUCCAUCCAUUCUUCCUGAUAUUCCUCCUCCUUUUGGUGGCGGACUCUUCCAGUCAGGUUGGCUAGCUCCGAAAAAUCUAUCAUCUUCAUCUGCCAUUCCUCCACUGUUGGGAUUUCUUGUGUUUUCCAAUUCUUAGCUAACAAAAUUCUUGCUGCAGUUGUGGCAUACAAAAACAAUUUAACAUCUUUCUUGGGCAAUUCCAAACCUGUUAUUCCAAAAAGAAAGGGCUCUGGUUUCUUAAUAAAUGUAUAUUUCAACAUUUUUUUCAGUUCAUUAUAAAUGAAGUCUUUCACCUUGGGGGAGGUCCACCACAUCUGAUAAAAGGUACCCUCCUUUUCUUUACAUUUCCAACAUUAUCACUGUUGUGGUAAAUCUUUGCUAAUUUUACAGGGGUUAAGUACCAUCUAUACAUCAUUUUCAUAAUAUUUUCCUUUGACACCGUACAUGCAGUAAACUUGACCCCUUUCUUCCGGGUUGUUGUUUUUUAAAUGUGUUUUGGUUUCUCGUUUUGUGCUUUUAUUUAGUGAACUGCCCUGUGAUACGGCUACUACUAAUAAAGUGGACUCUGCUCCCAAGAAAGCAGUUGUGUUGUAAUAAAUUUAUCCAAGCUUAUCACAGAAUAUCGUGUUUUCAAAACAGACAGAUGUGUCAUGGAAAUACAUUUUCUUUUAAUGAUAUUUGUAAAUUUUGAUAAUAACAUUUUUAAAAAGAAAAUAUUAAUUGUUUGGUUGUGGCAUUAGCUUGCAUGGGGCAGAUACAAACACAGUAUUGAUGAAAGGGGGGGAGGGAAGCUGAUGCUACAGGUGGGUACUGUUAAUAUAAAGCCAUUUAUCACACUGCAUACAGAGAAGACGACAAUAACAUUCAAAGGCAAAAUUGAAGCCGGAUGAUGAAACCAGGCUAGAAAAAGCAGCAACUUGAAUCACUCAUAUACAAAACAUACAGCAAUCCAGUUGUAUGAGCAGACUAUUUGAUCAGCAUAGGUGUGAUCCACACCCAACUUGUUUUACCUCCCCUGUGCUUUUGAAGUUGCUUGAUGCAGAUAUUAAGCAACUGAAGUGCUUUUUUUAAAAAUAUGCUUUUUAUUAAAUUUUCAUUUCAAAUACACCAACACCAACAAACAAAUAUUUCAAGUCUUUUUACAUCUGUCUUACUUUAUGCUCCAUAGAGCUGUUGACUUCCCUCCUUCCCUUCCGCAGGUUUUCUUAUUCCAAUCCUUAAUUCACAGUUCCUUAAUUAACAACUAAACCAUGACAUAAGAUUUAUUUCAGUCCUGCUAACGUCUUCAAAUUUCUACAGUUCUCACUUAUAUGGACCAAUUUACUCCAUUAUUUUUGGUACUUUAUUUCCUCCUGACUGCGAAUCCUAUGUGUCAGUUUUGCUAAUUCCGUGUACUUGACCAACUUUGUCUGCCACUCCUUUACAGUCGGUAUCUCCUGUGUUUUCCACUUUUGGGCUAUCAAAACUCUGGCAGCUGUCGUAGCAUACAUAUAUAAUCUUUGGUCCGUCAGCUUAAUAUCCUCUCCUAUCAAAACUAUCAAUAGUUCUUCAGGCUUUUUUGGGAAAGUAUAUUUAAACAUCUUUUUCAAUUCAUUAUAGAUCAAUUCCCAAAACUUUCAUUUUAUCACAUGUCCACCACAUGUGGUAAAAAAUCCCCAUCCUUUUCUUUACAUUUCCAACAGAUUUUGCUACUUGUUCUAUACAUUUUUGCUAGUUUGUCAGGUGUUAGAUAUCAGCGAUAGACCAUUUUCAUUACAUUCUCUUUUAAAGUAGAGCAUGCAACUGAAGUUCUUCAGGGUAUGGCAGGGAAGUGAUGAGGGGAGAGCUUUGCCUCCUUAAUUUCCGCAUGCCAGCCAGUACUUAAUAAUACAGGAGACAGGGCCUGCCAGUAUGAAUGCCGUCAGCCUUAUACUGAGGUGCCAGGGCAGUGAAAGUUGUGGGUUGUGUGCCAUCUGCAGCAUUAAGGGUAUUCUGAGGACAAUAGGAUUGUGAGAUAUUGACCAGAAUGAACGCCGAGGGACCUUUUGGGAUGGAUUAGAGAUGGGGGGUGUAGCUCACUGCAGAGCACCCAGAAAGGUAUUGGAAGAAGGGGAGGACGAUUAUGACUGAAAGGCUGAGAAGGAGGAAGACACUGGUCUCUGAAAUGGCCCUCAGUAUUGAAGGGGUGUGAGGGUGGAGAAUGAAGGCUAGCAAGGGUCUGUGGCAGGUGUGAGGAACCUGUGGCCCUCUAAAUGUUGCUGGACUACAACUCCCAUCGUCCCUGGGCUGUGGCUGAUGAAAGUUGUAGUACCACAGUAUCUAGAGGACCAGAGAGUUCUGCACACUUAGUCUACGGAGCAGGUAGCAUAAUGACUCUGUCUCCCAUCUUUAGCCCUCACCUCCAGCCCCAUGAAGCGGAAGCAUCAGCUCAUCUCGGAUACAUUCCAGGUGAAAAAACGACGGCUGGUUCUCGGAUCGGAGCCUCUCGAACAGGGUAAGAAUGGAGGAAGUGUUGUGUGGUGAGGCGUCAGAGUUCUCUCUCUGCAUGGGGAGGUGUGCGUGAGUGGACUUAUGGGGGGAUGAUGAGUGAGAGGUGAGUGCCAUCAAUUCUGGGUGGCAUGAGGCAGAGUGCUGCAGAAAUAUGCCAGCUUCUUAUGUUUCCUCCCCCAGAAGGCCCCGAGGCAGUAGAAUCUGCACUCCAGUUCUUGGCCUCUCUCUUCCCCCGCAAAUUAUUUGAGGAUUUUCUGCCACCCUUGAUUCUGAGACACCAGAUCUACAGCCUCGUCAAAGACCGAACAACCGUUGACAGGCACUUGGUAGGUGGUUCCUUCCUCAGUUCAGAGGCCAGGUAGAGGAAUAUGGAGGGCUGAAUUUGCCCCCCACUCCCCCGGACCUGAGGUUCCCCAGGAUAUGGGGUGUUUGAAGAACCAAAGGAUCCUAUGGGAAACCUAUAAACCUCCUCCUCCUCUCAUGCACACACGCACACACCCUACCAUGAUUUCAAUAAAAUGAGGUGUGUGUCUAUAGAUAGACAAAUCUCUCUUCCUUCUGCCUCCAAUUCUCCACCUUCAGAGUUUGCAUUUGAAAUAGACUGGUUAAAAUAAAUAAAACCUCCUCCUCCCUCUGUGUCUUUCUCCAGAGCCAGCUGAAAGAUGAGGGCCGGAUCCGGAUGUUCCAGCAUGGUUUCGAUGCAGACACUUUCGUUGUGGCGUUCACAGACAACUAUAAAUCUAAGGUCUUGUGUCCUUUUUGUGUGUGUGUAUGUGAUGAGUUGAGGGGCAUUGCAGAAGCGGGGAGAGAUUGUGACGGCUCUUUCUCCCACAGGUGCUAGAGUUUACGUCUGGGAAGGACUUUGACAGGACUGUUAGGAAAUUCCUGGAUUCUGUCCUCAGCUCCUGCCCCGACAUCAGUUUCGACAAAAGAAGGAUGGUGCGAGAGUUUGGCUUCAGUGAUGCGGAAAUCACGUGAGUAAAGUUUUCCCCAGAGUGGAGACAGAGUAGGGUGUGUUCUGAGGGCCGUGUAUGAAGAUUGGGCUUCUUCUUUGAGGUUUUGCUGUGUCCGGUUAUAAUGAAUCUUAGUAAAUCGAUUGAAUUCGUUCUGAUUGGUUUAAAUCUGCAUAAUUUUGUAUGGGGUUAAACAACCCAGUUCCCUGGGGGCAAGGGGAAGUAUUCUGUGCCACAGCAGGCACCCUCUAAAAAUGUAGUAAUGUACUGUUUAUAAGAGCAUGAGACUCUUAAUCUCAGGAUUGUGGGUUCGAGUUACACACUGGGCAGAAAGAUGCAGGAGGUUAGAUGAAACGACCCUUGGGGUCCCUUCCAAGUGUACAAUUCUAUGACUACAAUUGUACAAAGAAAAACAAAAGCCCUCAAAGCUGUUUACAAAAAUAAUAACAAAUAGGGCUUUGACCAUCAUACCUGACGGUUAACUUGCAUGGAGAUUGUUGAGUAACAGGUAGUGUCUUGCCCAGAGCUGAGAUCCAGGCACCUCAGAAGAAGAAACAGUGGCUCAUACUGGGAUCCUCAAACACACUUAGAGGUGCGGUUUGGUCAUUUUGAACUCUGGACUUAGUUGUCUUACAUCUCCUGGCCUCUCCAUAAUGGGAAGUACGUUACUUCAAAAUGCAGUAAGCCAGCUCUGCUGCGUUUGGGGAGACUCCUUCUCUGUUUGUGGAACAGGACCCUGGGCCUUUUCUCUGAAGUCCUGUCCUGAUAGCAUCACUGAGCAACGCUUUCCUUAGACUCCCGUUAUCUCCGGCUUUCCACAGUCCCAGAAGCGGCUGCAUCUUGGUGCAAAAGGGGCAAGUGGUAAUGGGGGGAAUUACAUUUCUCUCCCAUUCCUGUGUUUUAUGUUCAGGCAGCUGGUGAAUGCCGGAGUCCUGACUGUCCGGGACGCAGGGAGCUGGUGGCUGGCAGUGCCUGGAGCAGGUCGUUUUGUCAAAUGCUUCAUCAAAGGUUAGUUCGUUUCCCUGCUCCAGGCAAAAGCUGGGACACCUCUGACGGCAGCAACCUAGUGAUCUGUGUUGUGUGUGUCUCUCCGUCUUCCCAGGGAGAAAAGCUGUGCUGAGCAUGAUCCAGAAGGCCAAAUACAAGGAGGUUUUGCUGUCUGACUUGCAGAACCGCCGAGCUCCAAGCGCCGUGAAGCUGGGCCUUCCUUACCACAUCCAUGACCUUAUUGGAGCCCAGCUGGUGGACUGGUACUAGACUUCUGCUCUCGCUCCCACCUGUGAAAAACCAAAUGUUGCCUUGGAUCUCAGCCUGUUGCUGUGGAGCUUGAUCCUGCCCUUGGGCAGCCAACCAAGGCUGUAAUCCUACAUACCGGGGAGUGGGGUCCUUUUCUGGGCUGGUGACUUGGAUCCCAACCUCUCUUAUCCCCAGGGGCCCACCUGCCAAUCACCUGAUGUCAUCAGAGGGGGUCUCUGUCAUCAGCAGGGACAGCAGGCCCUGCUUGCAAAGGAAUGCUUGGGAGCUGCUUUCACUUGGGAGCAAAUUUGCUCUUCUGCAGCUGCAUCCUUACCUGGUUACAGGGAACCAGGCAGAGGGCCUUCUCGGUAGUGGCACCCGCCCUGUGGAAUGCCCUCCCACCAGAUGUCAAAGAGAAAAACAACUACCAGGCUUUUAGAAGACAUCUGAAGGUAGACUUGUAUACCCAUGUAGUAUCUGAAACCAAAGGGGCACAUUGGUUGCCAGAUGUGAAAUACAUGGGCGUUACUUUCAUCUCUCCUACCCCACUAGAAUAGGGAUGCAGGUGGUGCUGUCAUCUAAACCACAGAGCCUAGGGCUUGCCGGUCAGAAGGUUGGCGGUUCGAAUCCCUGCGACGGCGUGAGCUCCCAUUGUUCGGUCCCUGCUCCUGCCAACCUAGCAGUUCGAAACCACAUCAAAGUACAAGUAGAUAAAUAGGUACCACUCCGGCGGGAAGAUAAACGGCAUUUCCAUGCGCUGCUCUGGUUCGCCAGAAGCGGCUUAGUCAUGCUGGCCACAUGACCUGGAAGCUGUACGCUGGCUCCCUCGGCCAAUAAAGCGAGAUGAGCGCCACAACCCCAGAGUCGUCCACAACUGGACCUAAUGGUCAGGGGUCCCUUUACCUUUAUGAUGUCAAAAUAGACUUCACUACAGGAUGCUAGACUAGAUGGGCCCUGGCCUGAUGCUGCUGGGGCUCUUCUUAUGCUCUUCUUAUUCUGUCCUGAUUUUAACCUGAUCACCUCAUUCUCGCUUCCUCUAGCGUGCCCACGACCUCCGGCACCCUCCUCCGACUGGCUGAUGAUUAAGGACGUGCCACUUGUCUGCCACCAAACCAACAGCUGUGCCUAAAAUGAAUGGAUGCUGCUUGGGGCUCUCGCCACGGGGGACAGGAUGCCUACCUGAGCCAUCAGCAUCGUUGUGAACAAACAGGACCUUUUCCAGCAAAUUUUUUUUUCUAAUUAUUAUUUAUAAAACAGAUUUAUAUUUUGCACUUAAUAUGGGCCUAAUGUGCGAGAGCAUCUUAGCAGGACCCCUGACUGAUGUGACUUGACUGACGAGAGGCCGUGGAUAAGAGAGGAGGGAGCUACUUGUACAAUCUCUCAGCUUGAUCUCUGGAUGCCGGAGAACCGUUGGAAACCUGCGCAUCUAAGAACAGCCAGGGCCAAGAUGUUCCCACAAGGAAUUCAUUCCUGGCAGUGUGUGUGUGGCCGUGUAUGUAUGAGUGUUGAUCUCUUAGAUGACACCAGAGUCUCAGAAAAUUACAUUGGAGCUUGAUUAAAAGCAUUUCUUCUUGGCUCACUGA